Molecule: messenger RNA, 1686 nt
Organism: Erpetoichthys calabaricus (reedfish)
Lineage: Eukaryota; Metazoa; Chordata; Cladistia; Polypteriformes; Polypteridae
Gene: b3gntl1
Product: UDP-GlcNAc:betaGal beta-1,3-N-acetylglucosaminyltransferase-like 1
Exons: 12
Coding region: 157-1311 (384 amino acids)
Source: RefSeq, a predicted model, not a curated record
UGUGUUUAUAUUCCGUUUCGGAAGUGGCUAGCGCGAGUCGAACUGAAGCUGACAACACGCGGGUUUAGAGGAUUUUAAUUAUCCUUGGCGCAGUGAAUCAUUUAUUUGUUAUAAUUAAGACGUCUGUUGCCAACUUCAGCCCGAUUAGAAGCCCCAAUGUUGGAGAGCCGGGAGUCGAAUUGCGCUGUAGCGGACAACGAAGAUUGUUGUCGUUCUGCUAAGCGGUUUUGUCGGCGGCAUUGCGAAUCAAAGCAAGAGAUAAAAGACAACAGCGACGUGGACGUGUCCAUCAUACUUCCUGUUUAUAAUGCCGCCCAAUGGCUGGAUGCAUGUUUUCAGUCGAUUGCAGACCAAGACUUCCAGGGAACUAUGGAGCUGUCUGUCUUCUGUGAUGCCAACAAGGAUGAGUCGGAUUCAAUUAUUGAGAUGUGGAUUCCCAAUCUGGAAAGCAGGGGCAUUGCUGUAGUGACUAGUGGACAUAUGUCUCCUCAGCCAAAAGGAGUUGGCUAUGCCAAGAACCGAGCUGUGGCACAAAGCAGAGGGAAGUUCUUAUGCUUCAUGGAUGCUGAUGACGUGAUGAUGCCUCAGAGGGUGCGGCGCCAGUAUCAGGCAGCUUUGAAGUUUCCUGCUAGCAUUAUUGGCUGCUUAGUGAAAAGAGAACCAGAAGGUUCAACUGAGCGCUACACUCGUUGGAUUAACCAGAUGACCCAGGAGCAGCUUCUCACACAGAUUUAUACAUCCCAUGGACCAACAGUUAUCAUGCCAACUUGGUUCUGUGCAAGAAGCUGGUUUGACUUUAUUGGCAACUUCAAUGAAGGCGGUAAGGGAGUUCCAGAAGACCUCCUGUUUUUCUAUGGAAACAUUCUCCAAGGAGGUGGAGUACACAGAGUGGAUGAAUGUCUACUGAUGUACCGCUAUCACCAGCAGGCUGCCACACAUGCGGUCCAUGAGGAUACCAUCUGGAACCACCGGGUCGCAUUCCUUCAAGAGCAGGUUUUGACCAAGUGGACCGCCUUCACCAUCUGGAAUGCUGGGAAGCAGGGCCGUAAGCUGUACCGCAGCCUGUCUCCAGCCAAUCAGAAAAAGGUCACUGCUUUUUGUGACGUUGAUGAGAACAAGAUAAAGAAGGGCUACUACACUUACGAGGAGUCGGAGGAGAGACCAAAGCCCAGGAUUCCUAUCCGGCAUUUUAAAGACAGCAGCCCUCCUUACAUCGUCUGCGUCAAGCUGGACAUGACAGGUGGAGUUUUGGAGGAGAACCUGCACUCCCUGAACUUGGAGGAAGGGCGCGACUACUUCCACUUCAGCUGAGACCCCGGUAGUGAAGAACAGUGGAGAGGAGAGCCAUACGGCGUCACAGACCCAGCAGCAAUCUGGGAAGACUGGCGGGCAUAAUGCCAGGCUUUAUGAACCGCUGCUCAGGGUCUCCCAUUGGGCUGACCUGGAGACCCCCCUCUGUCUGGUGGUUGAUGUUCCAGCAGUGGUGUCCUCCACAAUGUUGAGGUAGAUGCCCACCGGCUCAUUGGGGUAUGUAAGGCUCUUUAUGAACAGACCACCAAGGAGAUUUUAUUUUACUUCUGUUGUUCCUGUUCUGUUUGUCAUUGUCAUUUGGUGUCACUUGUGUCAUCUGUGUUUUAGGUUAAUUAAAUGGCUUUGUCACAUUUGUUACAUACUGUAUAACACAGU